Messenger RNA from Penicilliopsis zonata CBS 506.65, 582 nucleotides. RefSeq lists its product as hypothetical. The coding region runs from base 1 to 582 and encodes 193 amino acids. Gene Ontology annotation, biological process: small GTPase-mediated signal transduction. Lineage: Eukaryota; Fungi; Ascomycota; Eurotiomycetes; Eurotiales; Aspergillaceae. Gene Ontology annotation, molecular function: GTPase activity; GTP binding. The record is from RefSeq and is a predicted model, not a curated record. The transcript has 5 exons.
AUGGCUGAGAUCCGUCGUAAGCUCGUCAUCGUUGGCGAUGGUGCCUGCGGUAAGACUUGUCUCUUGAUCGUUUUCUCGAAAGGCACCUUCCCUGAGGUCUACGUCCCUACCGUCUUCGAGAACUACGUCGCCGAUGUUGAUGUCGAUGGCAAGCGUGUUGAGCUCGCUCUGUGGGAUACUGCUGGCCAGGAAGAUUACGACCGUCUCCGUCCUCUCUCUUACCCCGACUCUCAUGUCAUUUUGAUCUGCUUUGCCGUGGAUUCGCCCGACUCUCUCGACAACGUCCAGGAGAAGUGGAUUUCUGAGGUUCUUCACUUCUGCCAAGGCCUUCCCAUCAUUCUGGUCGGUUGCAAGAAGGAUCUUCGUCACGAUCCUAAGACCAUCGAAGAACUUCACAAGACCUCCCAGAAGCCCGUUACUCCCGAGCAGGGCGAGGAAGUCCGCAAGAAGAUCGAUGCAUACAAGUACCUCGAGUGCUCUGCCCGAAGCGGCGAGGGUGUUCGCGAAGUCUUCGAGGCUGCCACCCGUGCCGCCCUCCUGACCAAGACACCUAAGAAGCGGAGCAAAUGCAGCAUUCUGUAA